AUGCGAGGCCCAACCAUCAUCAAGGCCGAGGAUGAUAAGACAAGAGCCUUGAACAACCACACGCUCAUGGCAUUCUCGGGAGAGGCAGGUGACACCGUGCAAUUCGCCGAAUACAUCCAAGCAAACAUCCAACUGUAUACCAUGCGCAAUGAUAGCGAACUGAGCACACCCGCCGUCGGUAAUUUCAUCCGAGGAGAGCUGGCCCGCAGCUUGCGAUCACGAAGCCCGUACACGGUCAACCUCUUGCUGGGAGGUGUAGAUCCAGCCACCGAACAACCUCAUUUGUAUUGGAUCGACUACUUGGCCUCCCUGGCCCCCGUACCAUAUGCCGCCCACGGUUAUGCCCAAUACUACUGCCUCUCCCUCCUCGACAAACAUCACAACCCCAACAUUAACCUUGAAGAAGGCAUGAAACUUCUUGAGAUGUGCACAGAUGAGCUGAAGCGUCGACUACCGAUCGACUACAAGGGCGUUUUGGUCAAGGUGGUGACAAAGGAUGGUGUGACAGAGGUACCUUUUGAAAACGAUAAGGUUGUGCGAGCUGCCUAA
Penicillium angulare is the source of this 549-nucleotide messenger RNA. RefSeq names its product proteasome core particle subunit beta 4 (gene pre1). The transcript has 4 exons. NCBI's taxonomy places the organism in Eukaryota, Fungi, Ascomycota, Eurotiomycetes, Eurotiales, Aspergillaceae. Gene Ontology annotation, cellular component: proteasome core complex; cytosol; nucleus. The coding region runs from base 1 to 549 and encodes 182 amino acids. Gene Ontology annotation, molecular function: peptidase activity. The record is from RefSeq and is a predicted model, not a curated record. Gene Ontology annotation, biological process: proteasomal protein catabolic process.